Molecule: messenger RNA, 134 nt
Organism: Funneliformis caledonium
Lineage: Eukaryota; Fungi; Glomeromycota; Glomeromycetes; Glomerales; Glomeraceae
Source: the annotation of a GenBank genome assembly
CAUAUAGCGCAUGAUAAUUUAACUAGUUUACGAUUACAUAUUACAAAUACACCACGUAUCAAAUACUCUGGAAUAAUAUCAGUACCAUUUUUAUUAGGGUUAACUUGCAAAGAAAAUGUAGAAUGGCUUAGAGG